Chaetomium fimeti is the source of this 828-nucleotide messenger RNA. RefSeq lists its product as uncharacterized. The transcript has 2 exons. The record is from RefSeq and is a predicted model, not a curated record. Bases 297 to 602 code for a protein of 101 amino acids. NCBI's taxonomy places the organism in Eukaryota, Fungi, Ascomycota, Sordariomycetes, Sordariales, Chaetomiaceae.
CAACAAAGAGGGGUAGGUGAAGGUAAUGCACGAGGUACCGGAAUCUCCUUCUCCGAGCUCACCAAGUUCAAGGUACCGAAGCUCGGCUCAUCGUCGAACAGACAUCCCAUCCUACUUGUGCCACUGCGGUUCUGAUGCCGAUACCCCGAUAGACUGCGCCAGGUAGAGAGAGAUAAGAACUGACCCCCUCCCCCCCUGGCUCCGUUCAGGGCUGGAACUAGCUGAUCAACUCUUUCGUUUUCUAUCCAGACAUACAACCCAUACCACCCCAUCGUUGUCAAGUCCUUCUCGCCAAAAUGAAGACGGUUAUCAUCGCCACUCUCUUUGUUCUCGCUGCGGCUGCACCUGUGGCUACACGGAAUCAGCCAGGACAACGAGUCCAAGCUCGGGACGGCACUACCGAGUUCGACCCUGAUUUUGCCUUCAAGAUUAAGAAACGCGAUGGAACGACCGAGUUCGAUCCCGACUUUGCUUUUAAGAGGGCUGAGAGUGGGAGUGAGAAGCGCGACGGGACGACCGAGUUCGACCCAGACUUUGCUUUCAAGAAGGACAAGCGUGAUGGUACCACCGAGUUUGAUCCCGACUUCGCCUUCAAGGAGUAGAGAAGUAAGAGACUGGGUGUGGGGGCCAGGGGGUCCUUUACGAGAGUGAAGAGGACCGCGGGUAGGCUGUGACGUUAAGUAUGGGCAUGUACAUUUAUUUUGUACCUAUCGUACUUGAGUAACUUAGAUGCCAGCGGCUGUGAGUGUGAACUGCCAAGUGCAUGUGGCAGUGUCUUGUUCCCAUCUUGUCUCCUGGACGGAACCAGUGAAUCCCAAUGGAAUGACC